Messenger RNA from Lampris incognitus (smalleye Pacific opah), 2108 nucleotides. Its product is annotated as solute carrier family 23 member 1-like. The record is from RefSeq and is a predicted model, not a curated record. Gene Ontology annotation, cellular component: membrane. Lineage: Eukaryota; Metazoa; Chordata; Actinopteri; Lampriformes; Lampridae. Gene Ontology annotation, molecular function: transmembrane transporter activity. Gene Ontology annotation, biological process: transmembrane transport.
AUGGGGUGUCAACCAGGCAAGCUGCGCGACAAAUAUCAGCAGUUCCUCGCUGAUAUCAAAACCCUGCAGCCUUUCAAUUGGCCAGACGAGUGUGGGGAGAGAUACUAUGCUGAAGCAGAAGUGCCGGAGCUCUGCACUUUCUUCAAGCUCGAGAGUCGAGAGCCACAGAGAGGCAUGAGGGAAUGCAUUGACGCAGUCAAAAUGGAUGAGUCUGUCAAUGAUCCCCCCAGGGGAAGAAGGAAGAGGAUUUGUGACACCAAUGAUUCAGCAGAGAGUGACAGAAAUAAAAUAUCCUACUGUGUAACUGACGUCCCCCCCUGGUAUCUCUGUAUCCUCCUUUCCAUUCAGCAUUACCUGACAGCUUUUGGAGGGAUCCUCUCCAUUCCUUUAAUACUGUCUGAGGGGCUGUGUCUGCAACAUGAUGGUCUCACCCAGAGUCGCCUCAUUAGUACGAUCUUUUUCACCUCUGGCAUCUGCACCCUUCUGCAGAUCACCUUUGGCAUCAGGCUUCCCAUCCUUCAAGGUGGGACAUUUGUUUUACUUGCCCCCUGCAUGGCCAUGUUAUCCAUGCCAGAGUGGAAAUGUCCAGCUUGGACUCAGAAUGCUAGUCUGGUCAACACCUCCUCACCCGUCUUUAUAGAGGUGUGGCAGACCCGUAUGCGAACUCUGCAGGGCUCCAUCAUGGUAGGAUCUCUCUUACAGAUACUGGUCGGUGUCACUGGGCUCAUUGGCUUUCUAAUGCGCUUCAUUGGUCCCCUUACCAUCGCCCCAACCAUCUCUCUUAUAGGCUUUUCUGUCUAUAACACAGCUGGAACCAAGGCUGGAAACCAUUGGGGCAUAUCUGCUCUAACCGCAGGGCUGAUCAUCCUGUUCUCUCAGUACCUCAACCAUGUGCCAGUCCUGGUCCCGGCAUACAACAAGGACAAGAGACUGCAUGCUUCAAAAGUCUACAUUUUCCAGAAAUUUCCUGUUCUCCUGGGUAUAACUAUCCCAUGGCUGGUUUGCUAUCUCCUGACCAUCUAUGAUGUGCUGCCAUCUGAUCCAGACCAAUAUGGCUACCUGGCCCGUACUGAUCUGAAGGGAGAUGUGGUGGGACAUGCUUCCUGGUUCACCUUUCCUUACCCUGGUCAGUGGGGCAUGCCAACUUUGAGCCUGGCAGGGGUGCUUGGCAUCAUGGCUGGUAUAUGUUCCUCCAUAAUAGAGUCUGUCGGGGACUACCAUGCCUGUGCAAGGCUGUCAGGGGCCCCUCCUCCUCCCAAGCAUGCCAUCAACCGGGGGAUUACAAUGGAGGGGAUUGGUUGUCUGUUGGCAGCCUUGGGCACAGGCAACGGCACCACUUCAUUCAGUGAGAAUGUGGGCGCUCUGGGUAUCACCAAGGUCGGCAGUCGAAUAGUGUUAGUCACGUGUGGGGCUCUCAUGAUCCUGAUGGGGGUGCUGGGUAAAAUUGGAGCCAUCUUCAUUACCAUUCCUACCCCUGUGAUUGGAUGGAUGUUCUUGGUCAUGUUUGGGAUCAUUGCUGCUGCUGGUAUUUCUAAUCUGCAGUUUGUAGAUAUGAACUCUUCAAGGAAUCUCUUCAUUUUUGGCUUCUCCAUGUUCGCUGCAUUUGUCAUCCCAAACUGGAUGGAGAAAAAUCCUGAUUUUCUAUCUACAGGUAUAGUGGAGGUGGACCAGGUGUUGAAAGUAUUUUUGAUGACCAACGUAUUUGUAGGCGGAUUCUGUGGCUUUUUCUUGGACAACACUAUUCCUGGAACUAAGCCUGAGCGCGGCAUCUUCGCCUGGGAAGAAGCCCAUCCCACAGGCCCCGGUAGCACGGCGAGCGAGAGCGUGUAUGACCUCCCGUUUGGCAUCAGCUCUUGCCUCUCCUCUUACGGCUGGGUCCGCCACAUCCCUCUCUGCCCUUGGAACGGACGCAGUCGCCAGAGCACGACAUCCGAGGAGGAUGCUGAGCCCCCGCAGAGCGAGCAGCCAUCCAAGUGGCCAGCCCAGGAGGCACAGAGAUCACCCACAAACUGACCUUGUGAGCGCUUCAGGGGGGUUAACGGUAGCCAGUGAAGUCGGUAAAGCUCACUUGCUAACACUAGCCACAUUAUGCUUCACUGAAUACAUGA